CAAUUAUCUACUAUUAAGUUAUUAUAAUGUUUUUCUUUUUAUUUUUUUUUUAAUUUUGGAUCUAAAGUAAUUAUUUUUUUAUUCAUUUUAGUUAAGGCUAAUUUCAGCUAAUGGUCCAAUGUGUGUCACAUUAGCAACAACUCGAAAGUAAUACGGGGAAGUCAAGGGCCACUGCAAUGUGUUUGAUAAAAUGCCUGAAAAAGAAUAGGUACCUUUUCUUCCAGUCACUGUGCUUUUGUUUUACUUGCUUGGAAGGUGACUCUUAGUUUCGGCAUAAUGGGUCUUAGACUUUUUGAGCUACUUUACGCUGGAAAACAUUUUAUUAUAACCAACAAGUCUUCAACUUCUUUCCUGAACUCCACAUUUUAUCACUCUUCGAAAGACGCUCUCAACUUGCAAUGGUAUCAGGAUGAGUUUCCCAAGGUGAAAGAGUUGACCCGUUUGCUAGCAAAUGUGGAUACAGUUAACGGGAGACUUGUUGAUGUAAACAGCAAUACAACCGUAUUUGAUGAUGGCAUUGAGCGUGAAAUGUGUACCUUCAAGUCUCUUGUCCGCGUGUUUGUUGGGUCUCCAUUUGUUCAGCACCGGAUGAAACAUGUUGUGGCCUCUUUCACCACAAGCACACAACAUGAAUCGUUUACCCCUUUUAGUAAAGCAAUUGAAAGAGAGCCUAUGGUGGUUGAUUCACUGACCAAAGUGGGCAACUUUCUCAAUGUCUCUGCUCAACAAAGGAAGAUGGUUCGUUUAAGAGUGUGCCCACAGGUUACUCAGCAUCGCAUAUGGACUGGUGCACUAAAAGAAGUUCUGAAUGGUUUUGCAGUAGAUUUGGAUUGUUUGAGUUCUCGGGGCUUAAACAAUGGUGCUUUAUCCGGUGGCCAAAUUGUUCAAAGCUGCUUGAAGUUUCUUACUAAAAUUUCUGUCUGUUCGGACCCUGAGUCAUCUUCUUGGAUGAAGCUUUCUCCUUCUAAAACAGUUGAUUCCUAUGAUCCCCGGAAAUGGGAAGAUGUUCUUGUAAUGUUCAAUGAUCUGACUGAAUGCUGUAGAAGUGAAAAUAUGUUGAAAUUGCAUGUGGCUAAGGCUGAGGUCAUGAAGGAGGGGCUUUUGCACAUUAGGGAUGUUUUAGUUGACAACAGUAUUGGAUAUAAGGAAGCUCAACAUCAAGAAAGCCUAGUGAAGAAGAAGCUUUCCAAAAUGUUGGGUCACUCGUCUCGUUGCUUAUUCACUCUAUUACUGUAUUACCUCUAUGGGAGGGUUGCAGAUAUCAAAGUAGACAUGUGCGGUGGGGUCUAUGCAAAUGGAAGUGAUGGCAAGUUUUGCUUGUUUAUGGGAAGAAUCUUGACUUCAGAUAGUGAGAAGAUGGUGGGAUGUGGUGUGAAGCAGUUGGACCGAGCGCUUGGGAUUUUUUAGUUUGUGUGGGAAAUGGCUGGAAUGAAAGGACAUUUAGAUUUGCAGGGCCGUAUGUGGUGUGUUGGAGCAGACAAUAAGAUGCUUAGGUAUAGAGGAAACACGUAUUUCGUGCAUGAAAUUUUCCUUUGAUUAGAGAUUGUAUCACUUUAUCUUUUAAUCUUACUCCUUGGUGCUAAAGUGUCACCACUUAGCAGUUGCCAAUUGCAACACAAAUUCACAAUGUCUGUGAUAGAUAAACGAGAUAAUAUGAAACUGAAAAUUGCCUAUGGUUUUCAAAUUACUAUUUA
Molecule: messenger RNA, 1694 nt
Organism: Cajanus cajan (pigeon pea)
Lineage: Eukaryota; Viridiplantae; Streptophyta; Magnoliopsida; Fabales; Fabaceae
Source: RefSeq, a predicted model, not a curated record